This is a messenger RNA of Brienomyrus brachyistius, 4663 nucleotides long. It is a transcript of the gene vps54, whose product is annotated as VPS54 subunit of GARP complex. Gene Ontology annotation, cellular component: GARP complex. The transcript has 23 exons. The record is from RefSeq and is a predicted model, not a curated record. Gene Ontology annotation, biological process: retrograde transport, endosome to Golgi; Golgi to vacuole transport. Lineage: Eukaryota; Metazoa; Chordata; Actinopteri; Osteoglossiformes; Mormyridae. The coding region runs from base 168 to 3074 and encodes 968 amino acids. Gene Ontology annotation, molecular function: syntaxin binding.
CUGGCCCUUUAAGGCCCCCGAGCGGUGCAUUCUGGGAGCCUCCUCUCGCUGUAUGUCGUCACCAGCUGUCGUCUAAUGAAUGUGAUGGUGGAUGCGACAACCUGCGGGACGGGGAGCAGCUGUGUUUCUUACGACAGCUAGCCUCCUCGCCAAGGUGGCCCCAUGCCAUGGCAGCCAGCCACAGCUCCCCCCCAGUGCCUCGCCCCAGCGGCGGCAGCGACGCCGUCUUCAGAAAGGAGCGGGACGCCACGUCCCGGCAGUAUAAGCUAGUGCGCUCGCUGCCUGAUGUUUGCCCCAUGGAACCCAACGAGCUGCGGGGGCUGAGCGAGGGUCCUUCAGUGGUGGCAGACCAGCACAGAUGGACCGUCUACAACUCCAAGGUGAACCUCCCAGCAGCACUGAACGACCCGCGCCUGGCCAAACGGGAGUCCGACUUCUUCACCAAGAGCUGGGGCCUGGACUUUGUGGAAACGGAAGUUAUGCCUUCCAUCUACCUCCCCAACAUCACAGAAGAACACUUCACGGCCUACCUGCAGGAGAUGACGCAGAGAGAGAGAACCCACGAAAGCUGUAAAAAAAUCUACCCUUCAAAAGAUGAAGUCACGCCAGGCUCCAGCCUCACGACCAAUCACGACAAAUCGAGGGCGGAGUUGGAGCAGGUCCCUAAGAUCUUCAUGAGGCCUGACUUCGCGCUGGACGACCCUGCCACCUUUAAUGCGGUCCUGCCCUGGACCCACUUCAGCAUAACAGGGGGCAAAGCCAACCGCGACAUCGCAUCCUCGCGGUUACUGCAGGAAAAGCUGAGUCACUACCUGGACGUGGUGGAGGUCAGCAUUGCCCACCAGAUCUCCCUGCGCUCCGAGGCUUUCUUCCAUGCCAUGUCCUCGCAGCACGAGCUGCAGGACCGACUGCAUGGGACGGCGCGGGCGGUGGCGGUGCUGCGGGAGCGCACGGCCGCCAUGGAGCGCGUCAUGUGCGAGGGCCCCCUGCAGGCACUGCGCCUGGGCCUGGCGCGCAACAACUGCGCCAAGCUGCACAGCAAGCUGAAGCUGAUGGCAGCUGUGCACCAGACGCAGCCCACCGUGCAGCUGCUGCUGUCCACCUCAGAGUUUGUUGGGGCCCUGGAGCUCAUCACCACAACGCAGGAGGUGCUGCAGCAGGAGCUGCAGGGCGUACACAGCUUCAGGCACCUGGGUUCCCAGCUUUGUGAGAUGGAGAAGCUCAUCGACAAGAUGAUGAUCGCCGACUUCACCACCUACGCCCGGAGUGACCUCGAACGCCCCCUGGAGGAGGACAUCCAGGUCCUAGAGAGGGACAGGCUGCAGUCCCUGGUGUUUGGCUUGCUGCGGCAGAGGAAGCUGGAUUUCCUAGACAUCUAUGAUGAGGAGAUGAUUCAAGCAGCCAAGGGCAUCGUGAAGCAGUGCGUCGUCAACAUGGUGUCGCACAUCGAAGAAAUCGACACUGAGGUUGUCGUGAAGCUGGCUGACCAGAUGAGGCUCAUGACCUUCCCUCAGUGGUUCGACCUUCUUAAGAGUGUCUUCUCAAGUUUCAUCCUCUUCCUGAAGAGGAUCAAGGCAACAUUAAGCGUGAUAAGAAAUGUGGUGCUGGAGGUGAUGGAUGGUAACCAGAGGAUCCGGCUGGCAGAGGCAGCGGCAGCGGCAGUGGGGGUGGGUCGGGCAAGCCCCGAGGCCCCCCCAUCCAGGGAUUCAGAGCUAGCCUACCUGACCCACGAGGGCAUGUUCAUCAGCGAUGCCUUCAGUGAGCCAGACCAGCAGCUAGGUGGGGCCACGUCAGGCCCAGACUCCGCCUCUGGAACCACAGAGUCGUCGUCCAGCCGUGAGCAAGCCACCCCACCAUUGGUGCGGGCGUCUGGUGCAGUGGUGAACGAGGACAUGAUGCCGACGGACCUGGAGCUAGGCCGCGUGGCCAAUAACAUACAGGAGCUCCUGUGCACGGCCUCAGACGCCAGUCACGACCGCUGCGUCAAAUUCCUCAUGGCCCGGGCAAAGGAUGGCUCCUUGGAGCGGCUGAGCUCUUCCGAGUUCGUGUGCCUGUCCCAGGAGGUGGAGAACUUUGUGUGUGAGACGGAGCAGCUGUGCCAACGCCGCAGCAUGUCCCUGCGGGGGGCGCUGCAGAGCCAGGCCAACCGCUUCGUUCACCGCUUCCAUGAAGAACGCAAGACCAAGCUCAGCCUGCUGCUGGAUAACGAGCGCUGGAAGCAGGCGGAGGUUCCCGCAGAAUUCCAAGACCUCGUGGACUCCAUCGCCGACGGCAGGAUCACGCUGCCGGAGAAGAAGCGGGCCGGCCCCGAGGAGCGUAAGCCCAGCGAGUCCCUGUGUGUGGAUGGACAGAAAUACGCCGUCGUGGGGACGGUGCUGCUGCUGAUCCGGAUCUUCCUGGAGUACUGCCAGUGCGUGAACGACAUCCCGUCCAUCACCACCGACAUGCUCACGCGACUCACCGACCUCUUGAAGCACUUCAACUCACGGACCUGCCAGCUAGUCCUGGGGGCUGGGGCGCUGCAGGUGGUGGGACUCAAGACCAUCACUACAAAAAACCUCGCUCUCGCCUCCCGCUGCCUGCAGCUGGUACUGCACUACAUCCCCAUCAUCAGGGCCCACUUCGAGACCAAGCUGCAGCCCAAGCAGUAUAACAUCCUCAGGCACUUCGACCACAUCACCAAGGACUACAAUGAUCACAUAGCGGAGAUCCUGGCUAAGCUGGUGGCCAUCAUGGAUAGCCUGUUCGAGAAGGCACUGUCUAAGUAUGAAGUGAAGGCCCCAAUGCCUUCUGGGUGCUUCCGGACCCUGUGUAAGCAGAUGGGCAAGAUGCAUGAAGCGAUCUCUGACCUGCUACCUGAGGAACAGACGCAGAUGCUGUUCCUGAGGAUCAACGCGAGCUUCAAACUGCAUCUGAAGAGGCAGCUGGCCCGCCUGAACGUCAGCAACGAUGGAGGCCCCCAGCAUGGGCUAGUCAUGGUGGAUAUCGCCUUUUAUACUGGUAACGUCCAAGCACUGAGGUCACUCGAAAAGCUCGACUUGAACUUGGCAGAGAUUUGGGAGCAGAAGAGGUGAUGGAGGCGGCAGUGGCCUCGCCCUGCUUGGGGGGGAGGCGGCUGGCGGGGGUGGACCACUCCGUGACUCAGGGCUCACUCUCACCAUGUCCCAGGGACGUGUACCAUGCCCCCCGCCCCCCCCAGCCCAGGACACUGGACCGUGAGAGCAUCUGCCUGUCUUGUUGGCGCGGCGAGGGUGCUGCGGAUUCUGACCUUGACUGCAGUUGCUCAAGUGGACCAAGCCUGAACACACAUUUCUUUUUUUUUGGGGGGGGGGGGGCAUGCCUAUUCAGGCCACUAUGACUGUAUCUCAGUGUGCAAUUGGUCUGAAAUGAGCAGUGGAUCUGACAGGGGCAACGGCAUGAUCACGCUUCAGUGACAGGUGAAAGCUGCGCUCAGCAAUCGACCAUACUGGUGUCUGUCUGUAGCAUUUCGCUUUGUUGCAUUUAAACCCAAAUCGACAAAGUGGGAAACCGGAGUGCUGCUUCAUGGUGUGGAACUGGACAUAAAUGUAAAAAGGUUUAAAUCUUAUGAUAUUUGUAUGAAUCCUGGGGUUUGAGUAUUUGUGAAAACUCUUGGUCUCAUCUUCUGGUUUGGCAGAAGGAAUUUCUUUUUGCAGAAUCUGCUUCUUUAGUUUACAUUUUGAAUUCUGGUUUUAACUCUGGUUUUAAAGUUCUCUCCUUUGGAAUCGCACAUUUUACCAGUAUUCCACAAUGUAAAGGGAAAAAUACGUGUGAAUGGAAGUUACUCGGCAUUCCUGUAUUGUUAUGCCUUCCUUUUGUGGGCCUUCCCUCAAACGCCUGCCGUAUGAUGGGUUUUAGCUAUGUGUGAGCAUUUCUAACUGGUCCCAGUGCCUGGAAAGCCUGACCGUUACUGCGUUCACACAGGGUCGUUUUUGUGGAUUACUGAAAGCCCCUUUACACCUCAGACCACGUGCUAGUUUGGUCUGAUUUCCCUGAAGAUGUAGAAUGCUAGUAUUACUACAGUCAUGCACUUCAAAGUGGAGUAAAAUUGCAUAAGAUGGCGGGGGAGGGGGAGGAAUGUGGUCACAUGGGACGGGUGAGACACAGGUGGGAACUAUGGGGUCUUUGGAGCAGCUGGUGGAGGUUGACUGUCCUCAUUGUGAUAAGGUUCAAGCUAGGAAACAUGGUUCUCUGUGUGCUAGACCAAAACUAAGCAGUAGGUCUCCCUCAAAACUUGAAUCGAGAUCUUUUCUCGCUGAGGAGAACCCUGCUAUUUGUACGCAUGUAUGCAUACCCUGCCGCGGUGUAAGGAAUACUGUCUAAAUAAGAAACUCUGCUUUAUGGGUAGACCCACUACCUUCGAAGAGGACUGUUUUGUAUCAAACAUGCACUACUGAUUACCAGUGCUGUACGAUUCACUGCUAGCUCAAAAGUGCCUACUUUUGAUAAAUAUCGGAGACCAUGACGCCCAUCUCUUCCGACAGUGCAUAUUCCGUCUCGAGUGCCUAACAGGCUUCUUCCCAAGGGAACCAGGUCUUCAUGCCCCAGCAAAGAUAAACCAACUAAUCAGACAGCAUGCCUGAGAGUUUUAAGCAUCCUGAAGCCUGAACCAUCUAUCUCAAUAAAAUUGGUCAUGAAAGUGAAA